Messenger RNA from Suillus subalutaceus, 792 nucleotides. Its product is annotated as peptidase C14, caspase domain-containing protein. Bases 127 to 711 code for a protein of 194 amino acids. Gene Ontology annotation, biological process: proteolysis. The record is from RefSeq and is a predicted model, not a curated record. NCBI's taxonomy places the organism in Eukaryota, Fungi, Basidiomycota, Agaricomycetes, Boletales, Suillaceae. The transcript is spliced from 13 exons. Gene Ontology annotation, molecular function: cysteine-type endopeptidase activity.
GUUGGCGAUUCGGUGGCGAAUCAGUGACCCCUUUCUAGAUCAAUGGGGAUACGAUCCCGCAGACAUUGUACAAUUAAUUGAUGACGGCUGUGGCCCCUGCCAACUAAGCACAAUAUUUUACUUGAAAUGCGCCGCCUGGCAUUUUAUGCAAGGGCAGGUGACUCCAUGUUCUUCUAUUUUUCGGGGCAUGGGGGCCAAGUCCGCGACCUGGAUGGCGAUGAAGUUGAUGGUUAUGAUGAAUUCAUAUGUCCAGUCGAUUAUCAACAGUCGGGUGUGAUUAACGACGAUGAAAUACACGAAAUUAUGGUAAAGCCGCUGGCUGCUGGCUCACGGUUGACGGCGCUCUUUGAUUCAUGCCAUUCCGGCACGGUGCUUGAUUUGCCUUACCUUUAUGACUCUAGACAAUGCAAGUUCACCGAUGGCGUUACGCCCGAUGCUCGCAUCAGGAAGCACUCCCAGGCGGAAGUUUUUUGCUUCUCAGGUUGUGGGGAUUCCGAAGAGAGUGAGAGUGUCGUAAUGCCUGGUCAACCUAUUGGCGGACUUAUGACAUUUGCUUUCAUACAUGUUUUCUCUUGCACGCAGGCUCUAGCUUUCCAAAGUAUAUUCGAACAAAUACGCGCGUUCGUUCGUGCGACCUUACCGGACGCCAGACAAGAACCUCAAUUUUCCUGCUCAAAUCCUCUCGAUACAACAUUGCCUUUCUAUAUCUGAACGCUUGGGAAUGGGAUUGAGUCGUAAUCACUCCUUAUAUGUUAACAUGAUCGUGCAUAUUUGAUCUCGUUGACAUCGUUC